Huiozyma naganishii CBS 8797 is the source of this 1710-nucleotide messenger RNA. RefSeq names its product pepsin-like aspartic protease. The transcript has a single exon. The record is from RefSeq and is a predicted model, not a curated record. The coding region runs from base 1 to 1710 and encodes 569 amino acids. Lineage: Eukaryota; Fungi; Ascomycota; Saccharomycetes; Saccharomycetales; Saccharomycetaceae. Gene Ontology annotation, molecular function: aspartic-type endopeptidase activity. Gene Ontology annotation, biological process: proteolysis.
AUGAGGGAGUGGCUUGCGAAGCGGGAUAAUACGGACGGGUACUCGCUUAUGGACGUCCAGAACCAGGUUAGCUUUUACUCGGUCGAUUUGGAGAUAGGGACUCCACCGCAGAAAGUGACUGUGCUCGUGGACACCGGGUCUUCGGAUCUUUGGGUGAUGGGGACGGACAAUCCGCUGUGUGCCAGUGGGCGCCGUGGCAAGAAGUUCCUGGGUGAUGAAGGGGACGCUCGCGUCGAAAUUGAAGCGCAACAGAAAGACGAAUGGGUGACCACAGGGGUGGUUACUAUAACUUUAGGUGAUCUGCCACCCGGUGGGAACAUAUGGAACUCGGUGGCCGGCGAUCUGGAGUCCGGGUGGACGAUGAUGACUGGUGCGGAGAACACAAUGAUGAUGACUGGGACAGGGACAGAAACGGCAGUCGCAACAGGUGUACCAGCAAGAACCACCGAUAGUGCUGCUGAGGCCACUGUGCAGUGUUCUACGUACGGUACUUUUGACCACAGCAAAUCGUCCACUUUCAAGUCGAACAAUACAGCCUUCGCCAUCUCCUACGGUGAUACCUCCUAUGCGUCAGGUAGCUGGGGUAUUGACACGAUGAGCAUCAACAAAUUGAAUGUGUCAGGUGUCUCCUUCGCCGUGGCAAACUACAGUAACUCAAGUAUGGGUGUCCUUGGGAUCGGGCUACCAGGCCUGGAGGUCACUAACCAAUUAUCGAACACUGCGAGUGGGAAAAAGGACAUCGCCGCGGCCUCAUCAUCACUGUACCAGUACGCCAAUUUCCCCAUGGUGUUGAAGAACGACGGUAUCAUUCACAAAGUCGCGUACUCACUGUUUUUGAACGACCCACAGGAACAAGAAGGCUCUGUCUUGUUCGGAGCUGUAGACCAUUCCAAGUACACCGGCACUCUGUACACGGUGCCCCUGGUGGACAUAUACCACGAUUCUGCGAGCUCCAAACCGGUUGAGUUCGAUAUCACGCUGUAUGGUCUAGGGGUCGAUAAGGACGGCUCUCAAUCGACUAUUGCAACGACCACUAUACCGGCUCUUCUGGACUCUGGGACAACCAUUUCCUAUUUCCCUGCGCAAUUAGCUAACGAAAUUGCCAGGAAGUUCAAUGCAACUUACGAUAGCAGAUCUGGGUUUUACACCAUGAGCUGUUCCUACGAUACAAGCAACACAAAUUUGGUGUUCGAUUUUGGUGGGUUCCAUAUCACGGCUCCCCUGGAUGAUUUUGUAGUACAACAGAGUUCCCAAACGUGCGUCCUGGCAAUAGGGCCACAGCAGGAAAACUGGGUCGUUUUGGGGGACGUCUUCUUGUCGAACGCAUACGUCGUUUACGAUCUAGAGAAUCUGGAAGUCUCCAUGGCACAGGCAAACUUCGACAGCAGUCUCCCUGAAUCGGUGGAGGUCAUUAGUUCUACGGUCCCAAGUGCCGUCAAGGCCGCAUCCUAUAGCAACCCAUGGUCCAGCGCCGUUAUGAUGAGCACUGGUGGGAACAUCUUCACCGUCGAGGGGGCCUCGAACACGACCGGGUCUUCGAGCACACGUUCUGGUAGCAGGAUAACUUCACGUGUUGGCAGCAGCAGCAGCACGAGACGCUCUGAAGCGUCCUCAUCGAUGGGGACCAAUCAACGGAAAAACGCUGGUGCCAUCGUUCUGCCAUCUUUCAGCACGGCAAUUUUCACCUUUAUCGCGUCCUUCUUGUUGUGA